UGCAAGUUUUGUUUUCGUUUUACCGGCCAUUUCAUUCACAUCACUCGUGCAAGCUUUUCCUCUCUAUACGCUGCUUUCUUUAUCACGCCUAAUUGAUAUCGCCGUCUUGAGCAUCAUAUUCUUUACGUGUGUAAUAAACAUCAAAAUCCUUUAAAAAACGAUAAACAGUCCAUGGAUAUACGCAAGCGCAUACACAACUCCGUUUUGCUUUAACGAAUUUCUCCAAGCAAAGGUUUUAUUUAUUUAUUUAUUUAUUUAUUAGAGAACAUCUUAUACAGAAAAUCAGCAACUUUCCAACAUUUUCAAUAACAAAUUUAUGGGUGUAUAACGUAUAGGGCACAUUUAUUUGAUCUACAACAUAUUUCCUCUCAAGAGAAAUGAGUAAAAGUGAAGGCGACGGAUGCGUCCGAAAAAGGAAGACAGAAUCAGCGCAGAAACCAGAGGAAUACGUGAAUAGAUCAUCUCCAGUGAUUGAGGCAUUCAAAGUGUUUCAACAAGAACUUGACACCAAGCAUGACAAAUAUGAGCGUCUGGUCAAAUUGAGUCGAGACAUCACAAUUGAGAGCAAGAGGACAAUAUUCCUGCUGCACAGAGUGACGAGUGUACCCAAUGUUGAAGAGAUUUUGAAUGAGGCAGAUGUCAGACUGGAUGCUGUGAGGCAGAAGAUUGGUCACAUAGCUGAGGAGCUUGGAGAAGAUGAUCUCUAUCAGUUCCACAAAGCCUUCAUGUCAGGUAUUCAGGAGUAUGUAGAGGCAGUGUCCUUCCAUCAUUUCAUCAGGCACCGUACCCUCAUCAGUCUGGAGGAGAUAAACGCCUGUCUUGUAUUCAUGAGAGUUGAGAAGACGGAAACAAAGGUUUGUGGGAGCGGUUUGUGGCCAGGAGCCUGUGUGCUGACUUUCCAAGUUACACCAACCGACUACCUUCUGGGUGUGGCUGAUCUGACUGGUGAGCUGAUGCGUAUGUGCAUCAGCAGUGUUGGAAAUGGUGAUGUGGACACACCUUUUGAGCUCAGUAACUUCCUGCGGCAGAUCCACGAUGGCUUUUCUUAUAUUGGUAAUGUGGGUCCUUAUGAGGUUUCUAAAAAGUUGCAUACUCUCCGACAGAGCCUUGGCAAGGUGGAGGAUGCCUGCUAUACACUCAGAGUGCGUGGUUCAGAGAUUCCCAAACACAUGCUAGCUGAUGUUUUUUCUAACAGGGCAGCAGUAUUGGAGGAAGAUGAUGGAGCAGUAUAGAAGGCCUAUUUCUCUGUCCGAAAUAUGCCUGUUGCCUUUAGUUGAACAUUAUCUAUUAUGGGAAAGUUUUUGCCUCUGUAAUUGUUUGAUUUUAGAGGUCCUUGAUUGUAGCAUGAUUUAGUUCAACCAUGAAUUCUGGGUUUUUAGCACGUCAGAACACAUGUUGACACGUUCUAGUCUGCCCCAUGUUAAUAUAUUAAGAGAUGCCAAUAAAGCUUGUUUUUGUUAUGA
Molecule: messenger RNA, 1463 nt
Organism: Pangasianodon hypophthalmus (striped catfish)
Lineage: Eukaryota; Metazoa; Chordata; Actinopteri; Siluriformes; Pangasiidae
Gene: tsnax
Product: translin-associated factor X
Exons: 7
Coding region: 378-1232 (284 amino acids)
Cellular component (GO): cytoplasm; nucleus
Molecular function (GO): sequence-specific DNA binding; RNA endonuclease activity; RNA binding
Source: RefSeq, a predicted model, not a curated record